AUGUUCCGUGCAACAACUGCUUCACUGUGUGCCUACUGCCUGAGGCAGCGUCUUCUGCCAGUCUCUGCCCAAAGCUCCACGCUGGCAAGUGUGAAUAAGCGGCCUGAAAACCAGAACACGGUGGACUCCCUCUACGAACUGUCUGUGGACAUCCGCAAAGUACGCAAAUUUAAAGGUUGGGUCUUGUACGAAACUCCAGCCUACGUGUUUGAGACGGCCAAUCUGCUCCGUAAGCUGGGCGCUGACUCCGCAUGCAUUGCGCGUGUGUUGGAGGCUCACCCCGAGGCUGUGCUCUGUCGCCCCCAGGACGUGGAGGCACAGAGGGACCUCUGGGCCUCUGUUUGCCCCAACCAACGGGAACUGGUUGGCAUCAUUGAGAAGUUCCCUGCCUCUUUCUUCACCGUGUCACAUUAUGCCAACCAGCAUGCCAAUAUCCGCUACUUGCAGAGUCUGCGUCUCAGCAAACGCAUUGUGGGCAAACUGAUGGCCAGCGCGCCGCAAAGCUUCAGUCGGCCUGUGGAGAGCAACCAGGAGGUCAUCCACACGCUGCGAGAGACCUACCUGGAGCUGGGUGGAGAUGAGGGGAACUUGCGUGUUUGGCUGCAAAAGUUACUCAGCCAGAACCCCUACAUCUUGCUCCGACCUGCCGAAGCUUGGCGAGACAGCCUGGCCUUCCUGCGUGAGUGCGGCUUCAGUACAGAGGAAUUGCUGCGCCUGGUCUCUAGCUUGCGUGCCUCCAUCGCUGAGCUGCGACCAGAGGCCAUGCGACAGGCUCUUGACUACACACAGGGAGCUCUACAGUGCACUGAUGAGGAGCUGCGUGGGAUCGUGUUACGCUGCCCGGCACUGCUCUACUACUCUGUGCCCAUUUUGGCUGGACGCUUUAACGGCCUUCUGGACGCUGGCAUCAGCCCGUUGCAGGUGAAGGAGAUGCCCAAUGUUUUGGAACUCACCACACAAAUUGUGCUUUACCGCAUUCAGAAGCUGGCAUCCUAUGGUUAUGAUGUUCGCACUGGUAGCCUUGAUGUCAUUGUUGGCACCAAGAAAGACUUUGAGAUGAGCUAUGGCAAGCUGCAGCUACGUCAGGAGCGGCCACUCUACAAUCCAGUUGCUCCACUGCACACAGCAGAGGAAUAAUUACUGACUGACUGAUGUUCGUUGAGUUAAAGUUUGGAAGAUGAAUGUAAUGCAAACACUAUGUGUUGAUUAGACAAUGCAUCAUCACAUAACCCACAUAGAUUAGAUUAGAUUAGCACCAUGGCAAACAUGCCAAGCUCAAAGGGGAAGUUCACCUUCACUGACACAUGGGUCC
Molecule: messenger RNA, 1312 nt
Organism: Chanos chanos (milkfish)
Lineage: Eukaryota; Metazoa; Chordata; Actinopteri; Gonorynchiformes; Chanidae
Product: transcription termination factor 2, mitochondrial-like
Exons: 1
Coding region: 1-1137 (378 amino acids)
Biological process (GO): regulation of DNA-templated transcription; termination of mitochondrial transcription
Cellular component (GO): mitochondrial matrix
Molecular function (GO): double-stranded DNA binding
Source: RefSeq, a predicted model, not a curated record